This is a messenger RNA of Engraulis encrasicolus (European anchovy), 1194 nucleotides long. It is a transcript of the gene kcnk20, whose product is annotated as potassium channel subfamily K member 3. Gene Ontology annotation, cellular component: plasma membrane. Gene Ontology annotation, molecular function: potassium ion leak channel activity; outward rectifier potassium channel activity. Gene Ontology annotation, biological process: stabilization of membrane potential; potassium ion transmembrane transport. NCBI's taxonomy places the organism in Eukaryota, Metazoa, Chordata, Actinopteri, Clupeiformes, Engraulidae. Bases 1 to 1194 code for a protein of 397 amino acids. The record is from RefSeq and is a predicted model, not a curated record. The transcript is spliced from 4 exons.
AUGACGGCCCCCUGUACCGUGUGUGGUAAGAUCUUCCUCAUCCCCUAUGGCCUGCUGGGGUGCGCCGCCACCAUCCUCUUCUUCAACCUCUUCCUGGAGCGUGCCAUCACGCUCAUCUCCGCCGUCAUGUACCGAUGCCACCAGAGGAGGCGCCAGCAGGAGAAGAAGAAACAAGACAAGAAGAACAAACAACAUUACAACGAAGAUGAUGAAGAAGCGGGUGAGAAGCAGUGGCGUCCCUCGGUGUACCAUGUGACCCUGGUGCUGGGGGCGCUGGCCCUGCUGGUGGCGUGCGCGGCGUCAGGUCUCUACUCGGCCGUGGAGGGCUGGAGCUACUUCGAGUCCCUCUACUUCUGCUUUGUCACCUUCAGCACCAUGGGCUUUGGAGACAUGGUCAGCGGCCAGCGAGACUGGUACCUCGCACGCUACUGCUACCAGGUGGCCAACAGCCUGGUGAUCCUCGUGGGCGUGUGCUGCACGUACUCGCUGUUCAACAUCACCUCCGUCAUCGUCAAGCAAGGGCUGAACUGGACGCUGGCCCGGAUGCUGAGCCUGUGGAGGCGGUGCCAUAGCAGCAGCAGCAGCAGGGGGUGUGGGGGGUGCAUUAGGGGCGGAGGCUGUGGUGCUGAAGGUGGUAGAGGGGGAGGUGGAGGGGAGCGUUGGGACGAUGACCGGGUGCUGUGCCUGUGGAGGUGGUGCCAUAGUAGUAGCAGGGGGUGUGGCGGGUGCGCUAGGGGCAGUGGAGGUGGUGGUGGAGGAGGUGGAGGACGGGAAGGGGAGAGUUGGGAUGACGACCAAGUUCCUCCACCUGCUCCUCAAGGGGUGGUAUUCUGCUGCUGCUGCUGCUGCUGCUACCCAGCCGUAGCCGUCCCCGUGCCUGGCGCUCACCACACAGGUGGAGGAGGAGGCAGCACCACCCGGCAUUACGAAGCCUCGCACCUGAGGACACAGCUGCGGCUCACGGCCACCAGGCACGGCCGGAGCAGGAGGUGGAGCUUCAGCGUGGUGCGCUUCGCCUCCUCCUCCUCCUCCUCUUCUCCGGCGCCCUCUAGGGGCAAGUGCUGGUGUAGCAGCGCAGAGGUGGAGACCGUGUGCGCUGCUCGUGGCUUCUCGCGGCGUAACAGCUUACCUGAAGGGGUUGGAGCGGUGGCCAUGCUGAGUCAUCGACUACAGGAGACGAGAACCAACACCUGA